This is a messenger RNA of Lagenorhynchus albirostris (white-beaked dolphin), 620 nucleotides long. Its product is annotated as non-histone chromosomal protein HMG-14. Gene Ontology annotation, molecular function: nucleosomal DNA binding. Gene Ontology annotation, biological process: chromatin organization. Bases 156 to 461 code for a protein of 101 amino acids. The record is from RefSeq and is a predicted model, not a curated record. The transcript has a single exon. Lineage: Eukaryota; Metazoa; Chordata; Mammalia; Artiodactyla; Delphinidae. Gene Ontology annotation, cellular component: chromatin; nucleus.
AUCCGGUUCCAUCCGGUUCUCCCACCGCCCCCGCCGCGGGUCCCAGCAGCUCGGGCGGCGGGAGGAGCGGCAGCGGCCAGGCAGCCCAGGUUCGCGAAGGCUCUCGGCGCGCCGCGGCCCGCAGGCACCCGGCACGCGCCCGCCCUGCCGCGACGAUGCCCAAGAGGAAGGUCAGCUCCGCCGAGGGGGCGGCGAAGGAGGAGCCCAAGAGGAGAUCGGCGAGGUUGUCAGCUAAACCGGUUCCUGCAAAAGUGGAAACGAAGCCAAAAAAGGCGGCAGGAAAGGAUAAAUCUUCCGACAAAAAAGUGCAAACAAAAGGGAAAAGGGGAGCAAAGGGAAAGCAGGCUGAAGUGGCUAACCAAGAGACUAAAGAAGACUUACCUGCAGAAAAUGGAGAAACUAAAAAUGAGGAGAGCCCAGCUUCUGAUGAAGCAGGAGAGAAAGAAGCCAAGUCUGAUUAAUAUCACACACCUGGUCCUAUCAGUGGUCCCUGUUUCCCUUCUUGUACAAUCCAGAGGAAUAUUUUUAUCAACUAUUUUGUAAAUGCAAGUUUUUUAGUAGCUCUAGAAACAUUUUUAAAAAGGAAGGAAUCCCACCUCAUCCCAUUUUUUAAGUGUAAA